AUGUCAACGACGAACAAUUCGUCACCGGAACACUCUACAGCUACUCGAGGCUGUUUUCCAGCAGUACCCGGGGCCGAGUGUCUGGCACCUUAUGGGAAUAACCGCCUGCAGCCGCUCGAACAGGGCCCCGACGAGAACUUGUACCGGAUGGGUCAGUUUUCCUUCGAAUCAGAGAACUCCUUCCUCGAUUACUCACAGCUACCAAACUACCCGACCGCCAACAACCAUUACUCAAUGUUGCACACACAACCGAUCUACCCAUACUACACGUACACCGGCAAUCGAAUUCAGCGACACCCGUUUGCCAACUAUGAGAACCGGCGUGAUUCCGUGAUAACGUCAACUAUAGGUUCCAAUGUGUCGGACGAACUUCUGUCCAGCACACCGACGGGUUUCGAUACCACCGGCUCUGGGUACAAUGAUUGCGGGAAUGUGGCCUUAAACCAACACCCGAUAAUGGCACCGUUGAACGAGAACACCAACUCGAUCACACAGUAUCUGCAGCCACAACGGCCACUACAGUAUCAAACGGAGCUGCAGCGCGAGGAGAAUUCGCUUAACUCGCCCGAAAGCAUGAUCUUGAACACGCAGGGGACGCUCGGUUACGUGGAUCAACUACUGACGGAUGAAGCAAUAGCGGUCUAUACACCACCCAUUCAAGAGAAUGCCUUAACCCUUCGCCAGAUAGCCGAACGGAUUUUAAUCCAGGGACCAACUAAACGCCAUUUUCCGGCUGCUUCUCUUGCAGGCGACGCAAGGGCUUCAGAUAAUGAUUCAGAAGACCAAAACAACAACUUAUUUCAAACCUCAUCGCCGGAUGAGAACAAUCCAUGCAAUCCGGAAGGAGUCUCAGAGAAAGCUCUGCAAAAGCUUUCUACGAAAAAUCAUGCUACUGCUGUAAAUCGCAAGACUCGUACUGCUUUUUCACAAGCCCAGAUCCGCGCCAUGGAAAAUGAAUUCCAACAUUCGUCCUAUCUAACGCGCCUGCGCCGGUAUGAGCUCGCGGUUGCGCUUUCGCUGACAGAGCGCCAGGUGAAGGUGUGGUUUCAGAACCGUCGAAUGAAGAUCAAACGGACGAGCAAGGUGUAA
This is a messenger RNA of Anopheles nili, 1089 nucleotides long. RefSeq names its product homeobox protein Hox-D9b-like. Bases 1 to 1089 code for a protein of 362 amino acids. The transcript is spliced from 3 exons. The record is from RefSeq and is a predicted model, not a curated record. Gene Ontology annotation, biological process: regulation of DNA-templated transcription. Gene Ontology annotation, molecular function: DNA-binding transcription factor activity, RNA polymerase II-specific; DNA binding. Lineage: Eukaryota; Metazoa; Arthropoda; Insecta; Diptera; Culicidae.